Talaromyces marneffei is the source of this 1074-nucleotide messenger RNA. RefSeq lists its product as uncharacterized. NCBI's taxonomy places the organism in Eukaryota, Fungi, Ascomycota, Eurotiomycetes, Eurotiales, Trichocomaceae. Bases 1 to 1074 code for a protein of 357 amino acids. The transcript has 3 exons. Gene Ontology annotation, molecular function: oxidoreductase activity. The record is from RefSeq and is a predicted model, not a curated record.
AUGUUCUAUCUAGUAACUACCCCGCAUGAAUUCCAGCAGAAUACAACGUCGAACAGACAUCGUUGGGUACUGAGUUUGCGUGAUUUCAGACAUUAUGACCGUGUCCGUGGGUAUCCUCUCGAUAGGGGACAUGGGGAUGGGGAUUGCACGGUUAUUGAAAGCGAAUUCGUAUCGAGUGCUUACCGUAGCAGCUGUCAAGAUACCCUAGAUCGCAUCCAAGCAGCCUCUAUAGAGGCACUGCCGACAGACCAAGAACUAGUAAUUCAAUCCGAUUAUAUUCUGUCUAUAGUGCCGCCGCGGGAUUCUCUAGCGACAGCACGACGGAUUUUCGAAGCAGUGCAAUUACCAGAAACUCUUUCCAAGAGGGCACAACUACAUGAAGGAGCUUCGCAAAGAGUGUACUUUUUCGAUCUCAAUGCGACUGCGCCUCGACUCAUGCGGGAGAUUGAUUCUCUAUUCGCAAGCCUCUCUGGACCCGAACAGAAAGAACCGACUGUCCAAUUCCUAGAUGGAGGCAUUAUAGGUGGCCCUCCAUCGCAUAACGAGGCUGAUCAGACAUGGACGCAGCCUAGUACCGUCAUCUCCGGCCCUGUAGAGGGCUUACCAUCUACGUUCCCAUCAUUACUUUCAACGCUCAAUAUGAAGACAGUCGGACCCAAGAUUGGCUCUGCAUCCGCCCUCAAACUCUCCUUUGCAUCACUCACCAAGGGGCCAACCGCCCUGUCGCUGUUGUCAUUCACAACCGCACAAUCCGAGGGUGUCCUAUCAGAUCUGUUACAACAUCUCAACGAGUACUCCCCCAAAACCGCCGCCCUUGCUACGGGUGGAAUAGUAGCGAUGGCCCCCAAAGCGUACCGAUGGGUCGAAGAGAUGCACGCAAUCGGCGAAGCGUUUGAUUCCGAGGGUCACUGGGGCGGGCUGGGCAGCGCUGUUUAUGAUUCCUUCGCGGAGGUUUACAGACAAGUUGCGGAGGAGACGGUGUUGGGGGAAGAAAAGAUUGGGCUAAGACAGAGAGGGAAGGAGGCAGAGGAUGUUGCUGAGAUAUUGGCCCAGGCCAAUCGUGAAAGGACGUAG